Molecule: messenger RNA, 5725 nt
Organism: Pezoporus occidentalis (night parrot)
Lineage: Eukaryota; Metazoa; Chordata; Aves; Psittaciformes; Psittacidae
Gene: TRPV1
Product: transient receptor potential cation channel subfamily V member 1
Exons: 17
Coding region: 3019-5550 (843 amino acids)
Biological process (GO): calcium ion import across plasma membrane
Cellular component (GO): plasma membrane
Molecular function (GO): calcium channel activity; protein binding
Source: RefSeq, a predicted model, not a curated record
AUUUGUGAAAUAAGAAGUAAUUACCACAUUGAAUUUGACUGAGUGACUAGGAAAGAUCUAUUAGCUUUCUGCAUAAAAUGAUACUUAAUGUGAGGCUCAUUUUCCUGGUAGGAAAUAGGCUUAGAAAGACUAGGAGAGAUGAGUAGCUACAGACUUAGUCUGUAACUAAGAUAUGUAGUUACAGCCUAAGUCUGUAACUUAAGUCUGGUGUUUUCAUUAGAGAUUUCUUGUUCUUAAGCUGUCUCACAAUAUACAUAGAUAUAGGCAGCACACUAGAUGUCAGCCUUGUUUGAGGAGUUUGGUGGCUGUUGUAUGAACAAAUACAGUUUUCUAAAGUUGUCUCUGUAAAAGAUGGAGUACCACAAUCAGAGUAAUGAGCUUUAAUACAGCAGCUUCCAGGCUGGGCUCUAAUCUCUUUUUAAUGUCAAGUAUUGCUCAUCUGAAUUCCCUUUAAAUGUCCAAGUUUUUAUCUCAUGUUAUGCUUGUAAAAUUUUUUUCUCCCCCUAUGCUUUAUUUUAAAACGAAAACAGGUAUACUUUUUCUGUCUAAAUCAAGAUGGGUGUACACCUUGUUGCUCAAAUGAGAUUGGGAAGCAAGUAAGAUAGUUUUGUGUUAUCUAGAUACACUUUCAUUACAUAGAAGCAUGUAUUUUGACUGAAAUAUGGAUGUGUAUUCCUGUCUUACACAUCAGCAACAUCAGUGACUCACUUUUGUAGUGAGAAUGCUGUUCUGAAAUCUAAAUUGCAGAGAUAGAUUCAUUUCCAUCUUCCUCCACCCGCUCUCCAUGCAUCUAUUUCAUGCUGUGUUUAGGGAACUAUCAGCAUACAUAGGAAUUACAGAGGAAGUAUAGGCUAGAUUAAUGGUUUUAUAGAAAAUCUGAAUUACUUAUAUGUUGUUUUCUUUUUUAUGUUUUUAUAAAGUAUUUUUGUAUCAGCAGAUGUGCUUUCAAUUUUCUUGAAUAACUGGAAAGAGCUGAUAAUACUAUUCAAGCAUGCUGUUAACUUUUGUUUCCAGAAGCUGGUAAAAUUGUGGUCAGGUUUUAGGUUCUAUUAGUGAAGGCAAGACCACCUCUGCAGGCCUGUAGGCUGGAUUCAGAUAGGUCUUUAAGAACUUCAGCACAUAUGCUGAUGUUUUUCCUUUUACAGUGAUAGAGAGGGCUCUUAGUUGGUAAAAUCACUCUCAAGCACAGAAAUUGCACAAAGCCUGUGCAGCAGGUUGGAUGCAGGCCCAAGAAAGAAAGUUCCUUCUUGUUUCUAACGGGCCUAUUUUGAUAAGCAUCCACAUCUCCUUAUUAGUUUAUAUCUUUAAACCAGGUCCCUGCUGAGAACGGAAUAUGGUAUGUCCCAGCAACUGUUGCAAAAAGCAAUGGAGUGCUGCUGCUAAGAAGCAGAUAACAUCUUCGCAAGAAAUACAGGUCAAGGAGGCUGAUGAAGGGGACAUCAAAACAUAGCAGAAAGUUCCUGAAGUGUGUGCAUCAGAGCAUGGGAGGACUGAGAGGAGCUGAUGCCUGGUAUGGGAAGAGAGAGAAGAAGCAUUUAGCAAAAAGGACCAGGAGGAAGCUAGAGACUGAAUAAGGGACAUCCUCCACUGAUCCUUAUAACUUUCUUACUGAGUCUCUGCUUUGGAAUGGUGAAGGAGUUAAUAAUAAUGUUGGAUGAGAUGGCUCUGCUCAGCAAAGUUCCAGGAGCACCAGCUAACAACCUGCCUUAUUGGUAAUCUGUACUUAUGCAUUAAUAAAUAGGCAUUUUAUUUCUUCAGAGUGCAAUGCCUUAGGGUGUUUUAAGUAGUAUAAUUAGUUUGCUAUUAAAUAGGCAAAUAUGUUAUUCCUUUAUAUAUAUAUAGAAAGAUAGCAAGACUAGAAAGAUAGUUACCUUUUGCAAAACAUAAACUACAUAAUUUUGUUGAAUAAUUUCAUGUUCAAACUUGAAAUGUCAGGAGCUGGAAGUUUAGAGGUUGCUUUGAGUCUAACAGCUACAGCCUCAGCUCAGCCUGCUGGAAAAGCUGUUUCUCUAGACUAGAUUUUGGCAGCAGGUUCUUAUACAAAUCAUAUAUUUAACAAUGUAUGACACAGCUUUUCAUUUUUCAGGGUAUUAGAUCCAUCCUGGAUUAGAUACGGAUUCUUUUUUUCCUAAUGACAUUAAUGUUUAGAAGCUGUUACAUACAUGUAUAUAUUAAUUAAAACAUAUUAGGAAUAUGGGAUGAUAGAAUGACUUUAGGACUUUCUUUCUUCCUCAGCUCUGUCCAGAAUCAGCUUAUCUUUAAAAUACUUGGUGGGCCUUUACACCCAAGAAAGGUGUCCAGAAAGAUGACUGAUCUCAGAUAAGAGCUGUGGCGUGUGUUACAUGGUUUGGUAAAUUUAAUUGAAACUGUGACCCACAGAGACAAUUGCUGUCUGGUGGUUUGGAAUUUUUUUGCAAGCUUGAGUGUAUUUAUGAAGAGGAAAUCUGGAGAAGCAUAUCCAUUACUAAAUGCAAUUAAAGGGGAGGGAAAAACAACAGCAACUUACUGCAAUUCUUGUAAAGAGCUUUGCUAAACUCCUGGGAAUAAAAGCCGCUGAUGCUUCUGGUUCCAGAAUUGUUCUUAAUGAUCUUAUUACUCUGUUCUCUGUUCUAGUGAACUUCCCUUGAUUCUAAAAAUCAUCAGACACAUAGAACACUUUUGCAGACAGAUGGAGAAGCAAACUCUGAGGGCUUUUCAGUCCAGGCACCUUGGAAGAGGAAUAUCCAGCACCAAAUUUCUGUAGAUCAGAGGGUGCUUAUGCAGACUAUUGACUGGACUGUUUUUCAGAAGACAGGAUUUUGUGCUGUACUUGAAAGCUGUGCGUGUAUAUUUGAAUAGCACAGCUUUAGCUGUUUGUAAAGUCUCUUUAUUAUUUAUUGUAAGUUCUGAUGUGGUUAGACACUCUGUCAUAAAUAUUUCCUUGUCUCAUUUAUUGUAUCGAACUUCAGUGCGCCCAGGAAUCAAAGAGUUCAGGGUGAUUCUAAGGACACAAAGAACUUGAAAGGCUGCUUGCUCAUCAUGUCUUCUAUUCUUGGGAAGAUGAAGAAAGUUGGCAGUUCUGACAUGGAGGAAUCUGAAGCGACAGAUGAACACACAGAUGGGGAGGACUCCACGCUGGAAACGCCUGAUAGCUUCCAGAGUACACUCGGCACCAAGGUCCAGCCACCCAAAAGCAACAUCUUUGCAAGACGUGGGAGGUUUGUGAUGGGGGAUAGUGAUAAGGACAUGGCUCCCAUGGACUCCUUGUACCAGAUGGAUCACCUGUUGGCACCUUCUGUCAUCAAAUUUCAUGCCAAUUUGGAAAGGGGGAAACUUCACAAGCUCCUAUCUACAGAUUCCAUCACAGGCUGCUCAGAAAAGGCUUUUAAAUUUUAUGACCGCAGAAGGAUCUUUGAUGCUGUAGCCCAAGGCAACACAAGGGACCUGGAUGAUCUGCUGCUCUACCUUAAUAGAACCUUGAAGCAUCUCACAGAUGAUGAGUUCAAAGAGCCAGAAACUGGGAAAACCUGCUUACUGAAAGCCAUGCUGAAUCUACAUGAUGGGAAAAAUGACACUAUUCCCUUGCUGCUGGAUAUUGCAAAGAAAACUGGAACUCUGAAAGAGUUUGUUAACGCAGAGUAUACGGACAAUUACUACAAGGGCCAGACUGCACUUCACAUCGCCAUUGAGAGAAGGAACAUGUACCUGGUGAAGCUCUUGGUCCAGAAUGGAGCAGACGUUCAUGCAAGAGCCUGUGGGGAGUUCUUCAGGAAAAUCAAAGGGAAACCUGGCUUUUAUUUUGGGGAGCUGCCUCUGUCCCUGGCUGCCUGCACCAACCAGCUUUGCAUUGUGAAAUUCCUCCUUGAGAAUCCCUAUCAGGCUGCCAACAUCGCUGCUGAGGACUCCAUGGGCAACAUGGUCCUUCACACACUGGUGGAGAUUGCAGAUAAUACUAAGGAUAAUACCAAGUUUGUUACCAAGAUGUACAAUAACAUAUUGAUCCUUGGUGCCAAAAUUAAUCCAAUCCUGAAGCUAGAAGAACUCACCAACAAGAAAGGGCUGACUCCUUUAACUCUGGCAGCCAAAACAGGGAAGAUAGGGAUUUUCGCUUACAUCCUCAGACGAGAGAUCAAAGAUCCUGAGUGCAGACAUUUGUCUAGGAAGUUCACUGAAUGGGCUUAUGGACCUGUCCACUCAUCCCUUUAUGACCUGUCCUGUAUAGACACAUGUGAAAAAAAUUCAGUGCUUGAGAUUAUUGCCUACAGCAGUGAAACCCCAAACCGUCAUGAGAUGCUGCUGGUGGAACCCCUUAACAGGCUGUUACAAGACAAGUGGGACCGGUUUGUCAAACACUUAUUUUACUUCAACUUCUUUGUCUAUACCCUGCACAUUAUCAUCCUCACUGCAGCAGCCUACUACAGACCUGUAGAGAAGAAAGAGAAGCCUCCCUUCACAUUUGGUCACAGCACUGGGGAAUAUUUUCGAGUGACGGGAGAGAUCCUGAGUGUAUUGGGAGGUCUCUAUUUUUUUCUCAGAGGGAUACAGUAUUUUGUGCAGAGGCGCCCGUCAUUCAGGACACUGAUAGUUGACAGCUACAGUGAGGUUCUUUUCUUUGUUCACUCCUUGCUCCUCCUGAGCUCUGUGGUGCUGUACUUCUGUGGCCAGGAACUGUAUGUGGCUUCCAUGGUCUUCUCCUUGGCACUGGGCUGGGCAAACAUGCUGUACUACACCCGUGGCUUCCAGCAGAUGGGUAUUUACUCUGUCAUGAUUGCUAAGAUGAUCCUUAGAGAUUUAUGUCGCUUCAUGUUUGUCUAUCUAGUAUUCCUCUUGGGAUUUUCUACAGCUGUGGUGACUUUAAUUGAAGAUGACAAUGAGGGGCAGGAUACAAAUAGCUCUGAAUAUUCCCGAUGCUGCCAUGUGAAACGAGGCCGCACAUCCUACAAUAGUCUGUAUUAUACCUGCUUGGAGCUCUUCAAGUUCACUAUUGGGAUGGGGGACCUGGAGUUCACAGAGAACUACAGGUUCAAGUCAGUGUUUGUCAUCCUUUUGGUUCUUUAUGUCAUCCUUACGUACAUCCUCCUGCUCAACAUGCUUAUUGCACUGAUGGGGGAAACUGUGAGCAAAAUCGCACAGGAGAGCAAGAGCAUCUGGAAACUCCAGAGAGCUAUCACAAUCUUGGAUAUUGAGAACAGCUACUUGAACUGUGUGAGGCGCUCAUUCCGAUCUGGGAAGCAAGUCUUGGUCGGGGUCACACCUGAUGGCCAAGAUGAUUACAGAUGGUGCUUUAGGGUUGAUGAAGUGAACUGGUCCACGUGGAACACUAAUUUGGGCAUAAUCAAUGAAGACCCUGGGUGCUCUGGGGACCUCAAACGAAAUCCCAGUUACUCUAUUAAGCCUGGCAGAGUUUCAGGGAAAAACUGGAAAACAUUGGUUCCGCUUUUAAGAGAUGGAAGCAGGAGAGAAGAGACACAAAAACUACCAGAAGAAGUCAAAUUAAAACCUAUUUUGGAACCUUAUUAUGAGCCAGAAUAUUCUGAGAUGUUGAAGGAAUCACUUCCAAAGUCAGUCUAAUCUUAUGUUAUUUUUCAGAAGGUUAAUUGUAGUUGCCUUUGUUGGUUCUCACAAGCAGGACAACUAAAGCACUUUGUUCAUAAGAACAGGGAUUUCUGGAAAAAGAUAGAGGAUUGGGGAAAUUACAGUGUGCAAGGAUUCAUAAAAUACGCUAAAUAAACUACCUGUUGUUUAA